GAUUAAGAUCCUUUUGAGUGAUUUUUUUCGAGAUAAAUUACGAUCUUGCGAAUUGUCCAUUGAAUCUCUCGGGGAUUCAGGAAGGUGCGAGAGGAAAAUAAUUGUAGGUGGUGGGUGGAACGGCCAGGCCCGUAUCCACUCCAAACAAAACAUGGACGCCGUGGGUAUUGAUACGUCGGAGCCGUCAGCAGACGAUGAGCCUGUUGAAUCAGCGGUGGGAAUAUGUCGUGUAUGUUUACACGGGAACCUCAUGAUGAGAGAUUUGUUUGGAAAUGAUGAGGUCGUGUCGCUCUCGAACAAGGCUAUGAGCUUCGCGAGUGUCAAGAUGAUUCAAGGUGAUGGUCUCCCCUGUCAAGUCUGCUGCGACUGUGCAGAGAAGCUUGAGUCCGCCUACGAGUUCAAACUCCAGGUGGAGCAGGCCGACAACGUCCUCCGUGAGCGUUACGACGGUCUCAACAUAAAAGAAGAGCUCUUUUUCAAUGAGGUUGAAGUUCACUUGGAGAACGAUCGGCACGAGGAAGUGCCACAGCUCGAUGUUGAUACGCAGUACGAUACAACAUCAGAGGCCCUAAACGUGUCCGAUUCUGAGAAAUCAUCGCUCCUGAAGGACCACUUGGCGCUUCUGGAAGUAGAGAAGCUUGCCGAGCAAGAUCAUCACGUUCUCAACCACUCCAGAAUGCUCCAGGAGGAGUCUCACUCCCAUCAACUUGUCCACCACCAAAUCCAAGGACCCUCUCUCAAGGAAAGUCUGCUUGAGUCCCAAGAAGACUACCUCGACGAUUCCUGUGACCAUCAAAUCAUGUCCCCUGAUAAUGACGACACCGUGAAGACGGAAGGGCUCAACCCAGGGGAAAUGACCAUCGAUGAGCACAAUUACAUGAUCCAACAGGGCUACAGUCUGACGAAUGAACAGGAACAGGAACUCAUGCAAGAAGAUAACGAUGACAGUGGUUCUCAGGAUUUUCCUACUUUGAUGCUGGAGGACGAAGAAGACCAUGAGGAGGUCGAAAUCGCUCAGGAUGAACCUCACAAUCAAGAGUUGCAUCAGCAACCGGAGCAGGAAAUCCCCCAGGAACUCGAUCUUAAGCCACAGGAGCCAGAAUCCCUGGAGACAGAGAUCGUACCUUUGAUAACUAAAAGAUCUCGAAAGGACUCGGACCAAAACUCUUCAGAAGACAAUUACUUUGAGAAUCUCAACCUGAGCAGUAGAUUGAAGCAGUUCGACGAAGAAAAAUCAGAUAAAAUAUUUUUCAUGUGUUACUUCUGCGACAAACAAUUCGUGUCUAAAGUUAUCUUGAAAGAACACAUGCAUUCUCAUGAAGAAGUUCGCAAGACACUGUCUCUGAAGAAGACCCCGGAGAAGAUUCAGAAACUCGACAGUCCCCCCGUGAAGUCCCAACCCUCGGGAAAGAAAGCCAACAAAUGUCCCUAUUGUGGUAAAGAGUACCUCUACGUGAUCUCCUUCAACAAGCACAUCAAGCAGCACGAGAAGAACGAGGAUGAAAUAAAACAAGAGUCAAACUUCGAGGACUCGGACUCUGAGGGUUUCGACAACACCGAGACCUUUGAGGUGAUUUCCAACGAAAGACCGGAGAGUCGUAACGAGCCUGAUCGUCCCAUGAAGAUCGAGGGAGUAGACUCGACUCAAGAGAUUUUUCCUUGCGCCAAGUGUCAUGAAAAAUUCCCAUCAAAGACAGAUCUUCAACGUCACACUCUCCACCACAAUCGGACAGAGGGAGAAAGAUGUAACAUCUGUUCCUUGGAAUUCGAGUCAUCAGAAAAACUGAAAGAUCAUUGCGCUACACACGUCAUGGAGGGAGUCCUCUCCGAGCAAGAUCUUCGUAACGAACUCUCCAACAUCUGUACCAAAGACUACGAAGAGACGUUGCUGAAUAAAAUAGAAUCAGAUGAUAAGGAUUUGACGUGUCGAAUCUGCUCCAUGACCUUCAUGUCGAAGAAACUUUUGAUAAAACACAUGGAUUCCCACGAGCGUACCAAGUACAGAUGCAAGCUUUGCAAUCAAGAGUUCACGAAGAAGGAACACUUGCGGAAACACGCUGAACAGCAUUCGAAGAGCAAAUUCUUCAAGUGUACACAGUGCGGUAAAGUCUUCAGUAACGAACUCACACUUCGAAAUCAUUUGAUCGCAACUAAUCACAAGACAAUACAUCAGGGGGAGGAGUACGACCCUAAUAAGAGGAUAAAACGAGUAGCGGCUAAAGCUGCACAGAAGAUAAUAGAUAAAAUAAAAACCGAGGAUGGUCUAGAAGAUUCUGAUCAGGAGGAUGGUGAAGAUUUCGGGGAGGACCAAAAGUCCAAUGACAAAUUCUCAAAGCGAACGAAUCGAAGGGACUUAGAAUGUGCUACAUGCGGGAAGAGAUGUAGCUCCAAGCAGUAUCUAUUGCGACACAUGGAGCUGCACUUGAAGGAUGAAAAACCAGAUUUAAGUCAAUUGAAGGCUAAGCAGAACGAUCUAGGCUCGUUGCAAAGAACCUGUGGCGUUCCUUUCCCCAGGGAUUUCGACGACAACUCCGAUGAUGACUUUGAGAGUGGCCUGGACUGGCCAAUGGACACUCACGAGUGUACAACUUGCAAGAAGCGUUACAGCACGAAAAAGUCUUUACUAAGACACCAACUACUUCACGAAGAACCAAACUUUGAGUGCGACAUUUGCAAUGUGAAAUUCUACAGAAAGGACAAGCUCAAAGCUCACUACGAUAAGUGCUCUGAGAAGAAUCCAGAUCAAGUGAGGAAGUGCAACAUCUGUGGGGACACUUUCGAGAACAACGAAAUUCUGAAAGAGCAUCGAGCCAAACACGUGGACGAGGGAAUUCUGACAGAGGAGGACUUGAGAGAGCUGGAACCCAGUAGUGAAGAUCGCAAGUCAGGGGAGAAAAUAGCAAGAAAACGAAGGACUGAUAUUGUUGGGCUGGAGUGCACUGAAUGCAACAAACAGUAUACCUCCAGAAAAGGGCUGUUGAGGCACAUUCAGGUACACGAGGGAAAGAAGUACCUCUGCGAUAUCUGUCCCAAAAAGUUCUACAGAAGAGAACAUCUGAAGAUUCACGUGGCCAAACACAACAUGGUGAAGCCUUACAAGUGCACUAGGUGCCCCAAGAGGUUCAUAAAGGAGGAGCAGCUGACUGCACACUUGACUAAGCAUGAGAGACCAUUUAAAAAAAACAAGGACACUGAUUCCACGUCGAAGAGGUUCCUCUGCGAAAUAUGCUCCAAGAGUUUCACUCAGUCAACAACCCUGGUGGCUCAUCUCAGAGCGCAUAAUGGAAUAAAACCUUACGUUUGUGAGGUCUGUGCUAGGCCUUUCACGACGAAUGCAUAUUUGAAGAUGCAUAUGAGAACUCACACUCAGGAGAGGCCCUACAGCUGUCAGUAUUGCUCGAGGGCCUUCGCCAGGGCUGACACUCUAGCUAAUCAUCUCACUUCUCACACUGGUGAGGCCAAGUACCACUGUAAAUACUGUCCUAAGAAUUUCAGGAGGCUCAAAUCGUUGAAGGAGCAUGUGUUUAUUCACACUGGACAGAGGCCGUAUGCCUGUCCUACGUGCGAUCGAAGGUUUAAUAAUAAUGGGAGCAGAUAUGCACAUUCUAAGAGAUGUAAACAGAAUCUUCUGCAGAAUCAGGGAAGGCAGGUGCAGGGACAGGCGCCAGGACAAGGACAAGCACAGGCCCAAAUGCAAGUACAAAGUCAGGAAAUUCAGACGGUUGUGAUUGAUAAUCAAGGAGUUCAAGAGAUUCACGAAGUUCAGCAGGUCCAGACUGUCCAGCAAGUGCAACAAGUUCAGCAAGUUCAACAAGUGCAAAUUCAACAGCAGAAUCAGGCACAAACAAUCAGAUUGGGUCCGGCGAUGGGACCUACCAUGCAAGUUGUGCAGAAUAAGAAUAUUAAGACUAUUACUAUUACCAGACAGCCCGAUCAGGUGGGCCAUCAGGUUCUUCAGCAUCAGGAAAUUCUUAUGCCGCUGAUAUUACCUCUGACAGUUACAUUGACUGAUGUGGAUGACGAGGUAAUAUUACCUGAGGGGACGAAGAUUUUUACGACGACGUAGUAGUAGGCUAUAUAGGUAGGAAUGGAGAGGGAAGACAGGGUGAAUAGUCGAGGUUGAAUGUCACUUGGUGCCAUUUUUGGGCGCGAUUGAGCAGGUUGAGAAGGUUUUGAGGUAUGGAUGUAGAUACUGCGGGCUUGGAGUUACUGAUGAUUGAUUGGAAGACAUUUCAUGUUGGACUGGGUGUAUGGAAAGCAACGAUAUUUUUUUAGAACGUCAUUACUUAUGUCUAGACACGCUCGGCUUGAAAAUUCUUAAAUAUCUGUUACCAGGUCAGAAAAAUGUUCACCCAGAAAGUUCGGAAUUGUCUUAAAUAGAACUAUUAUUUAAUGACAACGCGUUAUUCGAUGAGCAAUCUUUUUUGGUGAGGUUCGGAAAUCACAUCUCCUUGAGAUCUCUAUUAGAGAAGUGAGAAUGAUAAAUUUAUAGUCAUCAGAUUACAGUCAUGGGACAGGCCUUUUCACAUGAGUUUUGAGUAAUGUCAUAUUAUAUUUAGUUGGACUAUGGCGGCCACGUAGAGUCUAUCUCAGAAGACAUAAUAUGAAGUCAUCAUGAAUUAUGGAAUAAUUCCUUUUACACACACUUGGACAUUUUUACUGGUUUUCCGUGGUCGACACGUCGAUUGGUAUUUAAUGAACGGUUCACCGGACGUCAGCUUGAAUGGUAGCACAUUAAUUGAUAAAUCGCUGAUUGAUUACCAAUCAGCAGUGAGCCCUUGAUCAAUCAACAACUAAUUAUCGCGUGACAUGUCAUACAAUUUUUGUACAUCUCUAUAUAUAAACAGUUAACAAGAAUGCCAAAUUAAAAUUGUUACGUUUCUCCAUCUUGCUACUGACUUCCGAAGAAAUAAAAUCACCGGACGAUUUUUUUCUGAAUUUCUUCGUGUGAUUUACGAGAUAAUAACAGAAUGUUAUCCUAUCAAUUUAUUGCUGAGUGGAGGAGUAAGGGGGAAUUGUCAGAAACUUUUGGUUAGAAAUUUUGUCAGUGGAGUGUAUUUUUUAGCCACUCCUUCCUGAGAGGGUAGCAAUAAUUAAGAAUGGAAUUAUCUGCUACUGGCACUCCACUACUCAAUCUUCGUGCAUAGGAUAUUAAGGGUAAAUUUGUGGAUCAAGUGAACAUUUUUAUAUAUGUCGACACUUUUUAUCGUCAGCUUUGUGUAUAAUACGUUGAAUAAAAAAUUAUUUUUUCAAGGAAUAUAUAUCGUAAUAUAACUGCAGAUAAGUCAUGAGUAGUCGUAGUCGAUUUUUUGAGAUAAUUGGGAAUUUAGUUAAUGAAAUUAUUCGAAAUUUAGUUUUGAAUAAUCUAGAAAAACUGAAUGACGUGAAACAGGUUUUCUUAUUAUUCUACAGAGGUUUGACAUAUGGGUUUAUCGGCUUCAUGGAAACAUUUGAUUGUUUAAUCAAUCCAUAUUUCUAGAUUCUGAUUUCUUGUACGUUUAUCUGUUCCUUUUUUGGAUAUUUUGCAGAUAGGGAUAUGGAGCAAACUUUAGAAUUAUUAGGUAACUCCUUUCCAUUUUUAAUGUACAUAACUGUUAUAGUGUGAAUAAAUGAAACUUUGUAGCGUUUA
Messenger RNA from Diachasmimorpha longicaudata, 5629 nucleotides. RefSeq names its product zinc finger protein 845-like. Gene Ontology annotation, molecular function: zinc ion binding. The transcript is spliced from 2 exons. NCBI's taxonomy places the organism in Eukaryota, Metazoa, Arthropoda, Insecta, Hymenoptera, Braconidae. Gene Ontology annotation, cellular component: nucleus. The coding region runs from base 152 to 4066 and encodes 1304 amino acids. The record is from RefSeq and is a predicted model, not a curated record.